Scomber scombrus (Atlantic mackerel) is the source of this 1221-nucleotide messenger RNA. RefSeq names its product mitochondrial ribosomal protein L3 (gene mrpl3). NCBI's taxonomy places the organism in Eukaryota, Metazoa, Chordata, Actinopteri, Scombriformes, Scombridae. Gene Ontology annotation, biological process: translation. The transcript has 10 exons. The coding region runs from base 116 to 1141 and encodes 341 amino acids. Gene Ontology annotation, cellular component: mitochondrial large ribosomal subunit; ribosome. The record is from RefSeq and is a predicted model, not a curated record. Gene Ontology annotation, molecular function: structural constituent of ribosome.
ACAGGAAGAAAACGAAGGCAUGGCUGUGGAUAUGUCCCCUUGAAGACAUCUUUUCUUUUAUAUACAUGUAAAAUAUAAGGUUAUAAAUAUAUAAGUGUGUAGUGUAGAGUGCGCGAUGGCGACGUGGAGCUGUCGGUUUCUUCUUCUGCGGGGAACUGGAGUCAUUUCUCUCCGAGCAGCAGCUGAAAGCCCUGUCCAGUCACUGGGUUGUGUUAGGACAGUAAAGACCACAACAUGGUUUGAAGAGCACCUCACAGAGGACAACCAGAGGUACAUGAGGAAGAGCAUUGCACAGGAAUUCAGAAAACAGACUGCUGAAAAGCUCAACCCACUCAAAGAUGAACCCUGGCCGCGAAAUGAGUGGACAGAGGGAAGUCGAAGAGUUGGGUUAGUAGCAGUGAAGUUGGGGAUGGCUCCUGUCUGGACAAAAACAGGAGAAAGAUUUCCAGUCACGAUGCUGCAGGUUCAGGACUGCCACGUAUUAAAGCACCUGUCUAAAGAAGAAUAUGACGGAGACACUGCUGCUCUUAUUGUUGGAGGAAAAAACGUAUCGCCAUUCCAAAGGUCUGAAAAACAACUGGAGAUGUUCAGGAAUGCAGGCGUGCCUCCAAAACAGAAAGUCACCGUCUUUAAAGUCACAGACAAUGCCCUCAUCAAGCCAGGCACUCCUAUCUAUGCAGCACAUUUCCGUCCAGGCCAAUAUGUGGACGUCACAGCCAAAUCCAUUGGUAAAGGUUUUCAAGGUGUAAUGAAGCGAUGGGGUUUCAAAGGUCAGCCAGCCACCCACGGCCAAACCAAAACUCAUCGUAGACCAGGAGCUUCUGGACCUGGAGGAGAUCCAGCCAAAGUUUUCAAAGGAAAGAAAAUGCCCGGCAGAAUGGGGAACACCUACAUCACAGCUUUUGGACUGAAGAUUUGGAGGGUCAAUACAACCUAUAAUGUGCUGUAUGUUCACGGCUCUGUCCCUGGCCACAGGAACUGCUUACUGAAGGUGAGGGACACAGUGAUGCCAACCAGGAGCUCCACCCUGCUCAACCCUCCUUUCCCCACCUAUUUCACAGAAGAGGAAGUCGACCUUGAUGAAGACCUCUACGAUGAUGACCUGUUUGUUCACACAGAGCCAUCAAUAACCCUCACCUGACCACACAAUACACACACACACACCACACGUUCAUACCUAAACCUGCUAACUGUAUCUGGAUCCUGUAAUAAAAUCUAAUU